UGUUCCGGAGGGAGAAUAAGGCUAUUAACGUCCGGUUGUUGCUGUCGUUUGUUACCUGCCGUCAGGGACACCGAGGAGCGGAUGUAACGUUAGCUAGCCGCCUCCACUUAUCUGACAGUAACAUCUGCAUUGAGGUAGAGCUAGGACAGCCGAGUGUAAUGAAAACCUAACGUUACACUGUGAGGUGUAGUUGUGUUGGACAGGCAUCACAGCAUGACGUAUCGUGUAGUUUAUCGGGCUCGCUCAUGUAUGUAGCUAAUUAGCCUUUGAAUUUCUGGAGGCAUGUCCAAGAAAAGGGGCAGAAAGCGGAGUAGCGGGGAGCUGAGUGACACCUUGACCCCAGACCCAAACAGCAUUCUGGGAGUCCGCAUUCAGCAUAACUGGCGCGAGAAGGGCAACCAGAGCAAGUGGAAGGGAACAGUACUGGACAGGCUUAGCGUGAACCCCUCUCUCUUUAUGGUGAAGUAUGACGGUUUUGACUGCGUCUACGGCAUCGAGCUGUUCAAGGACGACAGAGUGUCGAACCUCCAAGUCCUGUCGGAAAAUGUCGUAAACAACAAGAUCAAGAUACCUCCAGGGGCGGAGGAGCUGGUGGGCAAAGCUGUAGAGCAUCUCUUUGAAAAGGAGGACGGAGAGAAGAAUGAGUGGAGAGGCAUGGUCCUCUCCAGAGCGCCAAUCAUGACCAACUGGUAUUAUAUCACUUAUGAAAAGGACCCCGUUCUUUAUAUGUACCAGCUGUGGGACGACUAUGCUGAUGGAGACCUCAGGAUUCUGCCUGAAGCAGAAAACAAGCACCUGUUGCCUGCAGACAGGAAGCCAGGAGAAGAGACGGAGAGUCUGGUGGGGAAACAAGUGGAGUAUGUUACUGACAAGGGCGUCAAGAGAACAGGCCUGGUUAUCUACCAGGUCCCAGCCAAGCCCUCUGUCUACUACAUCAAAUAUGACGAUGACUUUCAUAUCCAUGUCUAUGACCUGGUCAAAACCACCUAGAGAUAGUGGACACUUGCUCUCACUCUCCAGCCUCCGUCCAUCUGCUUCGGUUCCACUCAUUGUUCUAAUCUUGUUCUUCAAAGCCAUGGCAGGGUUGAAUAGUUAAUAUGCUUUACUGUUCAGAAGAAAGUGCAAUCUGUAUUUUUUUUUUUUUCUAUAUGCACAGCAGAACUGUAGCACCGCUAUGCUUGGCUAUUUCGAGGGGAGGGAGUCAGCGUGUUUUAUUGUUGCUGCUCUACUUUAUACUUUAAGUUUGGACAGUCCAAGAUUGCACUGCACAACAGCUGCAAAGUGCAGUUGUUACUGCACUUGCAUUGUUAUCUCUGAGAUACUCACUGAUCUGUCCUUAAAGUAAUUAUCUUAAUUAAAUCCCUGUAUGACCAACUUAGCUUCUCAAAAUGUCCUUUUGAAGCCAUUUUCAUCUAAGUAACUAGUAAGCAUGACAUACACAUUAUAUUUGGGAUUAAUGUCUUCCACUGAGGCACUUAUCUAAUGAAAUGGGCCGGUAAAUAGAUGUACUGUAUUUGUCUAACCAUAUCAUCAAAUUAAGUUAGUACUGGAAGGGAUGAAUGGAAGCAGCAUUGUCAAAUUAUCUGAAUGGGGCCCUUAGAUUUUCUCAAGCCUUUUAUUAAUUUUCCUACAUGAAUUGUGCUCAUGCGGAAAUAUACUCCUUUGCACCAUGUUUAGUAAUGUAUCAGAUCCUUUGCACUGGUGAUGAAGAUGCAGUUUGCUAAAUUCUCAUUUAAAUUUGACCCCACACAAAUCAUAAAGUGCCUUCCGGCUUGCCAUUCUGCAAUAUUGUACAUACUUCAUCUCCGACUAUCUGCGCUCUCAGUGAAUCAUUGCGUAUGAAGGCUGCUAUUUGGUUUUCAUUCAGAAGUGGUGACACUGACAGCUUAAGGAAAGUUUUGCAACCAUCACUUUAUGUUACUGCAGUGUUUUGCUCUUAAUGCAGUAUGAAAAUGUUCUUUAAAUAUAACACACACCAUCCUUUGGUUGUAUAAUCUCACUGUUGAUAUUGUGGGGAGCACUUUACUGUAUAAAGUUUACAUGUUUAGGUUAUGAUACGCUACAUAGUUCCCCCCCCAAAUGCUUUUUCCUUAAGAGCAAAUGUGGCAGAAUAAAUGCUUUAUAUCAUACGCAUGAAGAAAAAACGAAAAGAAAAAAAAAAGUUGUGGCAAUACAGAUGACAGUAUUUAAUAUGUACAACUUGUGUAAAAUGCCUUGUAAUGUUGCCUGUUGUGAUUAUCAUUUAUACAAAUAUCUCAUCAAAACACCACCAGCUUUUAGUGAAAGGGUCAUUCAUAUACAUCAAUUAUCAACUGAAUAUUUAACAGGUAUAAUCAACUGACAAGUUUGUUGAUGGUAACUAAAUAAUUCUGAUUCUGGUCUUUAUAACUUUGUCUCAUGACGUGUAUGCAUCAUACUCUGUCGCUAGUGUGUCCUAGUUGCUGAAUUGGUCUUGGCCUUCUCAGCCUUCUUCGAGUCUUUUAGAAAAUAUAGUUAUUUUUUUCUGUCAAAACUCUGCAUGCAUCAUAUGAACAGAGUGCCUGGAGAUUUUCAAAUUUUAUUUUGACAGUAGAGAAGUGACAACGCGUGGCUGAAUCAGUACUGUUCGUUUACCGACCUAAAAAAAUAAAGGCUACCACUGUACAUCA
This is a messenger RNA of Micropterus salmoides (largemouth bass), 2648 nucleotides long. Its product is annotated as spindlin-1-like. The transcript is spliced from 5 exons. Gene Ontology annotation, biological process: gamete generation. Bases 283 to 990 code for a protein of 235 amino acids. The record is from RefSeq and is a predicted model, not a curated record. Lineage: Eukaryota; Metazoa; Chordata; Actinopteri; Centrarchiformes; Centrarchidae.